AUGUGCAUUGAUUACUACCAAUUGAACAAAGUCACCAUUAAGAACAAGUACCCGUUGCCGCGUAUUGACAAUUUGUUUGACCUGUUGCAGGGUGCUAGGGUGUUCUCUAAGAUAGACUUGAGAUCAGGGUACCAUCAGCUGAAGAUUCAGGACUCAAAUGUUCCGAAGACUGCUUUCCGUACUAGAUAUGGCCAUUAUGAGUUUCUAGUGAUGUCCUUCGGAUUGACUAAUGACCCAUCAGCGUUUAUGGUCUUGAUGAAUGGGGUGUCCAAGCCUUAUAUUGAUUCAUUUGUCAUUGUCUUCAUUGAUGACAUUUUGAUUUUCUCACGUAGCAUGGAGGAGCACGAGCAGCAUUUGAGAGUGGUGCUUCUGACCUUGCGGGAACAUAAGCUAUAUCCUAAGUUCUGCAAGUGCGAGUUUUGGCUAGAUUCUAUGGCAUCCUUAGGGCAUGUGGUAUCAGGGGAGGGCAUUAAGAUCAAGGCUCGACAGUUUGAUGAUCCGCACUCGAUGGUUCUCAGGGAUACGAUACUACAGGGUAGUGUCAAGGAGGUUUCUAUUGGCGAGGAUGGUGUUCUGCGACUCCAUGGUCAUCUGCGUGUUCCUAAUGUUGAUGGACUGGGGGGGAAGAUUCUCGAAGAGGCGCACAGCUCUCGAUAUACCAUUCAUUCAGGCGCUAUGAAGAUAUAG
Molecule: messenger RNA, 687 nt
Organism: Nicotiana tabacum (common tobacco)
Lineage: Eukaryota; Viridiplantae; Streptophyta; Magnoliopsida; Solanales; Solanaceae
Source: RefSeq, a predicted model, not a curated record